AUGGGAACCUUGGCCGCCAUGGCCGCGUUCUUCACUAUUCGUUCCGCCGCCAGGGUUGGGGUCGAUUCUGUCCGGGAUAAACAUCCCUCGAGCGGGACCGCCGGCUUCAAUUUUGCGCCUCUGGCGAGUUUUUGGAUCGAACGGACGCGGUUUGGGUGGGCGGCACGUGUGGCACCCUUUGGGGGCCAUCCCGUGGCGCGUCCCGACUGCUCUCUGUGUUUUCGCGCUCGUUUUGACCCUCUCCUGCUCUGCUCCCCAGGAGCACAUGAGAACAUGCACCAGUGCACGGAGACACUGAUGAGGUCCGCUGAGGGCGGCCUGGUGAUGGGGGCCCCCGAGAUGCUGGGGCUGGAUCGGCGCAACGCGGAGCUGGACGGCAGCCACGGCACCUGGGGGGCUGACGUGGUGAAGAGUGUUGCGGCCAAGUCGUCGUUCGCGGGCGCCGUGCCACCGGUGGAGAUCCCAGCGGAGCAGUGCAGGCUGUGGCAGCUGCCGGCCCCCAGUGCUGCCCCCGCGCCCCCGAUGGGGUCGAAAAACACCCAGGGCCGGCGGCCCAGAAUGGAGGACACGGACGCCAUGAUCACCAACCUGCUCGAGGUGCCACUCCUCUUCCACGCGGACGACCGCAUCGUGCCCAAGGCGGUCGAGGCCGUGCUCCAGCCCCUGUGGGAGGAUGCCCUGGGAUCGCCGCGAUCGCCCCUCACCAGGUUUCCAUCGGAGCAGAGCGAGGCGGACAUGCAGGUGCAGGGGGCCAAGUUUGCCGGCGGCAGGCAGCCCCAGCGCCUGGACGCCAGCUUCCACUUCGUGGGCGUCUACGACGGCCACGGUGGGCAGAUGGUGUCCAGGGAGGCUGCGCAGAACCUCCACCUCUAUUUCAGGAAGGCCUUCAACCGGGCACUGUCCGCCUCCAAUACCGCUGACUCCAGCUCAACGGACUCCUGCAAGUCGGACUGCACCCACAGGAGCGAAUCGCCCGUCUCCGGACUGGCCCUGAAGAGGAAGCACUCCAACUGGCGCAGGCGCGAUGACAGCGGCCUUUCCUCCAGCAGCUCGGGAAGCCUGCUCUCCCCUGCCCACAAGACCGCCAGAAAGGGUGGAGACCUGUCUGCAGAUGGGGACCUGUGGCCAUCCGGCUCCAUCUCGCCGUUCGCCUGGAACAGGGCGAACGCUCUGGCGAGGGACCACCCAGGCCUGCGGCUGCAUCAGGUGGAGGACGCCAUCCUGGAGGCCUUCCGCAUGUUGGACAACCAGCUGCUGGAGCAGGACGAGGCCAGGAGCACCGGGUCCACUGCCGUUGUGGCGAUGGUGAGCACCUCGCACCUGUGCCUGGCCAACUGCGGAGACUCCAGGGCGGUGCUGUCCAGAGGAGGCGUGGCGUACAGGUUGACGCGCGACCACAAACCUGAGCUGGACGAUGAAGAGGAACGGAUCAACAGCUGUGGGGGCAGAGUCCUUGACUUCAACGGCAAGAGAGUCAUGGGUUUGUUGGCCAUGUCUCGGGCACUUGGAGAUCAUUGCCUCAGGGAUGUGGGCGUGGUUGCAGAGCCAGAGGUCACAAUAAUCAGUCGCAGCCAGGAGGACGAAUUUUUGGUGCUGGCCAGUGAUGGCUUGUGGGAUGCCCUGUCAGACAACGAGGUCUGUGACUUGGCUCGCAGAUGCUUUCAGCGUGCCAAGGAACGUGGAGCAGCACCAGAGACGGCCUCCAGGGUGGCAGCGAGUGUGCUCAUGAGAGCAGCCCUUGAUAGGGGCUCAAAUGACAACAUCACUGUUACUGUUGUAGACCUGCGUUAUGAUAUUUGA
Ostreobium quekettii is the source of this 1800-nucleotide messenger RNA. The record is from the annotation of a GenBank genome assembly. Lineage: Eukaryota; Viridiplantae; Chlorophyta; Ulvophyceae; Bryopsidales; Ostreobiaceae.